Candidula unifasciata is the source of this 1749-nucleotide messenger RNA. Lineage: Eukaryota; Metazoa; Mollusca; Gastropoda; Stylommatophora; Geomitridae. The record is from the annotation of a GenBank genome assembly.
AUGAUAAUGAUAUGUACAGCGUCCGUCAGGAAUCAGAAGGUUCUGUUGCAGUUUACACAUAGAGUGUAUAAACAGAUUUGGACUUGCACACAAUUUUGCCGCUUGCCGGAAAAUUUAUCAUGCACAUCUUCUCAGUUGUGUCUGCUGCUGAGAAAUCAUGUUCACCAAAAGCACUAUCAAGAUUCAGGGAGUCCAAAUUAUAACAAAUAUAAUGCAGUUGGCUUGAAAAGUUACCACCAGAAACAGAAUGACAGACGUUGGCCAUGGAUUGAAAAGAUGCACAGGCAGCUUAUGAAAUCAGUGGUUCUACCACCUGAUAAGCAAGCCUUGAAACAAAAGCUUGAUAACAGUCACAGUACUGGUGAUCUGAUGUCAAUGGUCUGGAGUAUACAUAAAAUUGACAAGGAGUCAAUGAAUUUUUUGGCUGUUUUAUGGCAACGAUUUGACCUGAUGACCUUGGAGGAAAUUCUGACUGUUGCAGAUGUGUUCUAUCUACAGAACGUCCAUGUUCCUUCAUAUGCAAGCGCCAUGAUAACUUUUGCUGAUGAACAGUUUGAGUCACUGGUGAUCACACCACUACAGCUAACACGUCUGAUGUUUCAUAUCAACAAUCAUGGGUCGGCUCCACAAUCAUUAUUUCAUUCCAUUGAAAAGACAAUGAGUGACAAUCUUUCAGACUUUGAUGUGAAUCUUGUAGCAGCCAUUUGUAUGCUGUUAUUCACAUGCCAGAGUAGGAUAAAAUCACCUAUUCUUGUGGAUAAAAUUGCCAAGAAAUUACUCGAGAACUUUAGAUCACUUCAAGAACCAAGUUAUCUCCAUAUGUUGAUGAAAAUGUUUAGAUAUUCAAAUUAUAUCAACGUUAGUUUCUACAAAAAGCUUGGUGAUAUUCUUGUCAAUUCCAACUUUCUGAACAGAUGUAAGUCACAAACCCAUAUUAUGCAUAUUGCUUUUGCAUACGCAUGUGUCAGCGUUACCCACCCGCAGCUGUUCCACCACAUCCUCAUGGCUUGUCAGAAAACGUUCGACCACAGUAGGUCCAAAGACAUCGCUAAAACAAUAUGGGCUUGUGGAAAUUUGGUCACCAACCAAAAAGAGAACAUUGCUUGCAUUCAUGACAUAGUGUUGCAGCUGAGGAAAGACAUCAGUGUGAGGACUGUCAGAGACUAUCCAGAAAGUUUGAUUGAAUUGCUGAUGGGUCUUGCCAUGUUGAAUAUAUAUCCCUAUGACCUGUUCAACGUUGCUUUUGAUCCUGUUAUUCUUAAAAUCCUUUAUGGUUUGCCACCAGACCGAGAAAAGUUUAUCCAGCUGAUGUUUUUGGAUAAUAGCUUGUCAAUAGAGUGCCCUGACUAUUCUGGUUGCCGUUUGACUGAGGCUGAUCGAGCAGUUGUAGCCCAGAAGGUGGCAGCUAAAUGUGUUGACAUGGACAUCCAGUUGAGGAAGUCAGUUAAGCCAGCUGUUGCAGCCUUGACCAGUGUCUUAAAUGCAGAUCUUGUUGAAUGCAUGUUUGUGCUUCCACAUUGUCAGACUACAGACAUUUUACUUGCAUAUGAUAUGAGCAAGCAGCAGUUUGUGAAGCCAGUCACCAAGCCUUUGGGAUCAAAAACCAUUGGAACAGAUCAUGACAAAUCUGUACAACAAUUAGUCUUGGUACUAAUGAGCAGAACCCAAACCAGUUAUGAUGGACAGCCACUGGGAUUGUUGCAUUGCAAGAUCAGGCAGCUAAAAGCUCUGGGAUAUUUGGUAGUCACA